Messenger RNA from Scatophagus argus, 5251 nucleotides. RefSeq names its product T-box transcription factor 5a (gene tbx5a). The record is from RefSeq and is a predicted model, not a curated record. The transcript has 9 exons. Gene Ontology annotation, molecular function: DNA-binding transcription factor activity, RNA polymerase II-specific; RNA polymerase II cis-regulatory region sequence-specific DNA binding. NCBI's taxonomy places the organism in Eukaryota, Metazoa, Chordata, Actinopteri, Scatophagidae. The coding region runs from base 569 to 2146 and encodes 525 amino acids. Gene Ontology annotation, cellular component: nucleus. Gene Ontology annotation, biological process: cardiac left ventricle formation; cell fate specification; pattern specification process.
UCGUUUUACGUCUCGAACUCAGCUUCCGCUUCGCACGGUUUGUCAUUGAUGCGCGGUGGAGGCUUGGAGAGGGAGCGCGCGCAAUAGAGAGAGGAGGAGGAGGAGGAGGAGGGGGGGUGCGCGACGUAGAAUUGACAAGGCUAGAGACUGGGAGAGAGAGGAGGGAAGAAGGAGGUGACGGACCUGCUCCUCUGGGACUCGGCUGCAGCUUACUGCUAGGUGCUAUCAGCAGGGUCGGCUCACAAAACGGUCUUGGGCUGCAAAAUGCGCAAUAAGGCACCGAGUUGCGCCUUGUAGCCGUCACAGAGCUCCACUAGGGUCUCCACGGUCGCGGCUCCGCUCAUAGGAAAUCUGGACUAACUGUGAGAGGAGGAAAAAAAAGGAGGAUUCAUGGAGAUUCUGUGCGGCUUCAUCGAGUAAAACGUCUGGAUUAUCUGAUUCGGGGAAAGGACAGUGAACGUUUUCAAGACGUGGAGGGGUUUCUCUGACGUGCCACCGCCGUGUCCAGCGACGUGUUUUUUUUUUGUUUUUGUUUUUAGCUGGGACAGUAGUUUUCGGAGCUCCGGUUAUGGCGGACCAAGAGGAGACUUUUGGUCUUCAAAACUCGCCCGGUGGCUCGGAUUCAAGGGAAUUACAGAACGAUAAUAAAUCAGAGAAACAGAACGGGACCUCAAGCAAAUCCCCGUCGUCACAGACAACUUACAUUCAGCAGGGAAUGGAGGGAAUAAAAGUCUACCUGCACGAGAGGGAACUCUGGACAAAGUUUCACGAGGUGGGGACGGAGAUGAUCAUCACCAAAGCUGGAAGGCGAAUGUUCCCCAGCUUCAAAGUGAAGGUCACGGGACUAAACCCCAAAACUAAAUAUAUUCUCCUCAUGGAUGUCGUUCCUGCGGAUGACCAUCGAUACAAAUUCGCCGAUAAUAAAUGGUCUGUGACUGGCAAAGCAGAGCCCGCCAUGCCCGGCAGGCUCUACGUCCACCCGGACUCUCCCGCCACGGGGGCGCACUGGAUGAGGCAGCUCGUCUCCUUUCAGAAGCUGAAGCUGACCAACAACCACCUGGACCCGUUCGGACACAUCAUCCUAAAUUCGAUGCACAAGUACCAACCGAGGAUCCACAUUGUGAAGGCAGAUGAAAAUAACGGCUUUGGCUCUAAAAACACGGCCUUCUGCACCCACGUCUUCCCCGAGACAGCCUUCAUUGCUGUUACGUCCUAUCAGAACCAUAAGAUAACCCAGCUGAAGAUUGAGAACAAUCCAUUUGCAAAAGGCUUUCGUGGAAGUGAUGACAUGGAACUGCAUCGGAUGUCCAGGAUGCAAAGUACCAAGGAGUAUCCAGUAGUGCCUCGCAGUACAGUGCGCCAGAGAGUGGGCUCCAGCCAAAGCCCGUUCAGUGGGGAGGUCCAGGGCAUGGCCACCCCAAGCACCCUGAGCUCCCAGUACUCCCAGUGUGAGAAUGGGGUCACCAGCACCUCACAGGACAUGCUGCCUCAGUCAGGCUCCUACCCCCUGCCACAUGAGCACAGUCAGGAGUACCACUGCAUCAAGAGGAAAGUGGAGGAUGACUGUCACUCAGGUGAGCACGGCUAUAAGAAGGCCUAUCUGGAGAGCUCGUCCAGAGAGGAGGACCAUUACUACCGUCCUGUUGGCUACUCCCAGAGCCUCAGCCUGGCCGGAGGGCCCUACCGCAGUGAAUCCAGUCAGCGGCAGGCUUGUAUGUACGCCAGCGCCUCGCAGGGCGCUGAGCCUGUUCCUAGUUUGGAGGACAUCAGCUGCAACACUUGGGCCAGUGUUUCACCCUAUGGGAGUUGCUCCGUCACCACCAUGCAGCCAAUGGAGCGGCUGCCCUACCAGCACUUCUCCGCUCACUUCACCUCAGGGUCCCUGGUGUCCAGACUUGGCGGGGUUGGCGGUCACGCCUCUCCACAGCUGGGUGAUGGCCACCAUGCUGCCAUGUACCAGAGCUCCAUGACUCACCAGACUCUGGGCCGCCAGUGCAGUCCUGGUGCUGGGAUCCAGUCGCCAACGGCCGGCCUACAGGGAAACGAGUACCUCUAUGCACACGGCAUACCACGUACACUUUCACCACACCAGUACCACACUGUGCACAGUGUCAGCAUCAUGCCAGAGUGGAAUGAGAACAGCUAAAAGAGCCUUUUUCACACUCAAAAUAUAAAAUAUUAUAGGAGAAAAAGAAACAAAAAGGACCAAAAUAAGGCAGGGUUUAGAUGAAUUUAUAUUUAUAUUUUUAGAGGAUGUGUUGCUUAUCAUCUUAAUGAGAUCAGUGUUGGUUCCCUGAAAGCAGUGGAUAUUUGUAAGAUGGUGUUAGGUAGGAAAGCAAGUAUCUUAUCACUUAAUUUGUUGUGAGAGCAGCUGCACUUAUAAAAAUCACGAAUAUGAACGAAGAGGAGAUGGACCAGAACAGAUGCAGAGACUGCUCAGGUGCAGAAAACGUAAACGCAGCGGAAAAAUUCAGAAACUGAACAGAAGAAAAAAAAAUUUCUUCAGAUGCUUUGCCAGCAGUUCCCAAGUUGACGGCGUUCUUGUGUGCUGGUGUUUUUGGAUGUGAGUGUUUCCGAGACAAAUGAAUAUGUUUUCGUUUUUUAACGGGUACAAAACUCUUGUUUUGUAUUCACGUCCCGAAUUUAUGUAAAAAAGAAAAAAAAAAAGGACAUUUGUCUUCUGUCACAUUAUCCCAAGUUCUCAUUUGUCUUUUAAGUUUUUGUAGUUAACAACUUUCUUUGUAGUGAAAUUGCUAUAAGUUAAAAAAUGAAUAAGCAGAUGGGAGUUUUUGUUGUGGCUCUUGUUGAAUUUGCUUGCUCUUAAAUCUCAGAAGUGUUUUUUUGUUUUUUGUUUUUUUUUUUCCUGUUACUGGGUACAUUUACAUGCACAUCAAGAAUUAAAUUGCAAUGCCACUAUGAGGAACAUAAAAAUCACAAGUAAGACAGCACGUCAGUUAAAUUGUUUACUCAUGUAGGGUUAUUAAGGGCAAAUGACCUCCCUCAGCAUUCAAACUGGCCACAGUCACAGGUGAGCUAUACAAGAUAAAACACAGAAGUGUAGCCAGAAGCAUUUUUUAAUCCGGACCUCACUUUCUCAGCUUUUCAGCAACUUUAUACCCCUCAGUUUGUAGGGUGCAACACACUCCAGUGUGGCCCAGUCAAGCUGUGACAUCACUCAACCCCAGAAGAACCAAUGAAAUGCUUCCAAAAAUAAAAUGUAUUUUUGGUUGAUUGACAGAUUACUGUUGGAUAUGAACAAUCCAACAGGUAAAAAAUGAAAUACAGCAUAAAAUGUUGCCUUGUUCUUCAAAAAUGGAAAAAGACUAGCAGUCAUUGCAGCCAUAGCAGCAAUUGUCAAUAUCACUAUCCACUAAUCAAUAUUUUGCAGUAAAACAAAUCACCAGUGAAAAUUAGAGCUCUAGUCAUCGUGUGGCCGGAACACAACACCAGUGAAUGUCAAUGUCUCUCUGUGUCUUCUGGAUGUAAUUAGCCAACGGGUUGCUAACACAUUACAACUUUAUAAGGUGAUAAUAUGUCAGGGCUGUGGGUUUGUCACCUUUUGUGUGGCAUUUUUCUGCCCCCAAGUGGCCAAAAAAUCAUUAUUGCAGCUUUAAUUGGUGUAAUUAUUUGAUUACGACUGUAUAAAGAUUGGCAGUUGGGUUGUGACUGUCAGUAAGUUCUAACAGCAUGUGUUGAUCACUGUUUCAGUUUGAGCAUUCAGAGCAUUCCUACCUGAUGGAGAGGUUUCCUCUUCAGCUAAGAAAAUAAUGAAAUACAUGUCAGAAACAUAGCAUUUUGGACAAUAACCUACAGAUUUAAAAUAUAUUUAUUGGAGAAACUGAUACCUUCAACUCAUUUUGAUUUGGGUAACAGUCAUUAAUACUGCAAUAAAAAUGUAUUACAGAGAAUCUAAAUACCAAAAACAUGCAAAACAGUUUGCCACACUUGACCAACAUUAUUUCAUCGUUUAUUUAUGCCUUUAUUCAAUAUGAGAGCCAUCCAUAAACAGUGUGCAAAAUGGCAUAAAAAAUAAGAUAAAAAGAUAUUUUCUUCAGGCUCUUGUUCUAGUGAGUCAGUCCACAAAAAUAUCUUAAUUAUACUAAAUUAAUCAUAUGAAGGGACGCUGACAUAAAAGUGGAAAUAUUCCUGUUUGCACCAAAGUAAAAGAUGUGUUGUGACGAUUUUGAAUAUCAAUUAAAGUAUUGGCAGUUGCCACAAACAAAUUUCAAUGUUGUGAGCACAAAGAGCAAAUGUGGUUUUAAAUGUGUUUGUAUGGUCUCUGUAUGAUGAAACAUAGUUUCCAUGGCAUUAUUUUGACAUAUUCAAGAAAAUCAAAGAAACUCACGCAGGAAGUUGCUGUGACGCUCAAUCAUCUACUUCUGAAUUAGACUAUACUGAUUUGUAGAGACAAACAGUGUUGCAGUACAGAGUUAUAUUUUCAGAUUACAGCUAUAAACCCUUUUGAAUCUUAAACACAAUAGAUAUUUUUGCCCUCCUGCUGACGUAACAACCCUGCAGAGUUGGAAGGAGACUUCUUAUCUUCAUCUGAGUUCCAGUUGUUUGAUUCAUGCAACCUCAUGGUGUACUCAGUGAAUGUGUGUGUUCUAAAACAUUUUAUGUUAAACCCCAAAAUGGCACUUCUCUGACAAUCAAAUAAAUCAUCACCUAAAGUAGCAGCCAGACUCCAAAUAGAAUGUAAAUUGGAAACUUUAAAUAAAGUUUACUUGAUACACACUAUCAAGCAAAAGUCAGUUUCAUCUUAACAGCUGAGUUUAUGUUAGAGCUAUGUUUUACAUGUGGACAAAGGCUAAUUUUGAAAUGCUUGUAGUUGAUAGAAUGCUAUUUGUCAAUAGUAUUUAUUUUUCAACUAUGUAAAUCAGCUUGCUCCUGCAUGUAUCAAAAUUAGACAGUCCCAUUUCUUUUUUUAUAGCCUGUUUUUUUAAGAUUGUUUAUAGGAUUUUCUAAUCAUACUUAUAUAGAAAACAGGAGAUGACUAUACGGCUGUCAGAAAGUAUCAAAAUAAGAUUGAAACACAUGGGUAACUGUAAAUAAACAUGUACAUAACAGAAUACCUGCAAUAAAUUAAAAAGUUUAAAGCUGUGUUUUUUGUCUGUUCUUGCUAAAUACUGUGAGCUUUUACCAGAUAUGUUUGUAAAGGUAAGCCCACAUAGGCAAGGUGAAUUAUUUUGGCUGAUUGGACUUCCUGCUGGGCUUGACUGGCAUCUUACUGACUCUCCUGAUUGCCUUGCUG